AGGCUUCCAAGCACCUCCCCCUAUAUAUAUUCCCUUGUCUGUCUGACACAACCGCUAAAAACAAGAGAAAUCAUCAAACAAAACGAACCCAAAUUUGAACCUUGUAACAAAAAAGAACAAGGAAAACUUUGAAAGAGAAAAACACGAUGUCGUGUUCAGUAGCCGUAUCUAACUCACCGGUGUUCUCUCCGUCGUCGUCUCUUUUCUGUAAUAAAGCCUCCAUCAUCUCUCCGUCGUCCGAAGCUUUGAAUUUGACGUUGACUCACCUCAAACCUUCGUCUUCUCCUGCUUCUCCGGUUCCUUCUUCACCUUCUUCGCCUUUUAGGCUUCGGCUUCAAAAACCGCCGCCUGGGUCUUUGUUAUCGUCUUCUUCAUCUGCUUCAACGUCAUCGUCUUCGGGUCCGGGUUCAACAGCAGGUCUGGGACCGGGAUCAGUCUCGACGAUUUUGAAGAGGAAGAGGCCGGCGAGGCUGGAUAUACCGGUGGGGACGAUGGCGAUGUAUUUUGGGGUCCCGGCGACGCCGUGUGAUGUGAGGAGAGAGGUGGAGAGAGAGGGAGAUGGAUAUUCUGUUUACUGUAAAAGAGGGAGGAGAGAGGCAAUGGAAGAUAGGUUUUCAGCUUCUGUUAAACUCCAAGGAGAUUCCAAACAGGCAUUUUUUGGUGUUUUUGAUGGACAUGGAGGUGCCAAAGCUGCGGAGUUUGCAGCGCAGAAAUUGGAGAAGAACAUUUUAGAUGAAGUUGUUAGAAGAAGAGACAAAACUAAUGUAAAGGAAGCUGUUAAAGAAGGUUAUUUGAAGACAGAUGCUGAGUUUCUUAAGGAAGACGUCACUGGUGGCACAUGUUGUGUGACAGCUUUGAUCCAAAAUGGAAACCUUGUUGUAUCGAAUGCUGGUGACUGUCGUGCUGUUGUGAGCAGAGGUGGUGUCGCUGAAGCUCUCACCUCUGAUCACCGACCUUCAAGGGAGGAUGAAAGGAACAGAAUUGAGACUUUGGGUGGCUAUGUGGACUUAUGCCGUGGUGUUUGGAGGAUUCAGGGUUGUCUGGCUGUCUCCAGAGGGAUUGGAGAUCACCACCUUAAACAGUGGGUAAUAGCUGAGCCAGAGACAAAGAUCAUUAGUAUCAAACCUGAAUGCGAGUUCUUAAUAUUAGCCUCUGACGGCUUAUGGGAUAAGGUUAGUAAUCAGGAAGCAGUUGACAUUGCUCGUUCUUCAUGUCUAGGCAUCAAUAAGACAAAUCCUUUGUUUGCCUGUAAAAGGCUUGUCGACCUUUCUGUUUCUCGAGGCUCAUCUGAUGAUAUUAGCGUGAUGCUGAUUCAGCUGGGGCACUAUAUUUGAUUGUCUAAUUUCUGAAAUGUAGGCAACCAAUUAACUCUUAGGAUUGACUCUGCCUGGUAGUUUCGUGAUCGUUGUUAUGUUGGGAGGAGAAGACAGUAUCUCAUUCAGAGCUAGUUGGUAGAGGUGUUUUGAGACUUAGAUGCCUUAGCAGAUGCAGUAGAGGUGGAAGCUGGUUUAUGUCGGUAGGGCAGCAGCAUUUAGUCUUUAUUGACCAUUCUUUGAGGGAUUUUUAUGCCAACGGCUGAAGAAGAGAUCACAGAGACCCAGUUGUAAUCUUGGUUGUAUAUUUUUGACAUUCUUUGACCUUGGAGUUGUAAAUCAGGAUAUUCUUUAUAGAAGCAGUUUUCCAAUAAUUCUUUUCAAUGGUGCCGAUUCAAUUUUGUACACAUUGUUCUCAACUGUCUUGUAGAUUAUCAUACAGAUUUAAUGGAUCAUUCUGAUGAAAGAUUCAAAGGCUGCCUUAUGAAAUAGUCUUGUCCUUCUUGGUGUUUAUGAUUCUAGUUAAUUAGUUGUUGCGAAGCAUGAUUCUGCAUGAACGAGAACUUAUGAAACUAUAUACUGCCUUAUUCCUGGAGAAUUGAGAGAGUGAACCGGUGGUUCUUGUGUACUCUUGCAUGUUUGCCCUUUCAAUGUCAUCCUGACAAUGAGGAAUUUGAGCAUUUUGAAGAGUUUCAGGCAUUUGUGAAUUUUCAAAUCAUAAACAUCAUUUCUAUGAUAACAGUCGCAUACUCUUUGCUCUUUCUGAUAUUGGCAUACCAUUUUAAGUCUUAACAUUGUGUUCAUGUAGGCUAGGGGAAUAUAUGCAUAUUGGGAUUAAUGGAUAAUCAUUACUCUCAUUUCAAAGAGUUUCAGGA
Messenger RNA from Durio zibethinus, 2188 nucleotides. Its product is annotated as putative protein phosphatase 2C 25. The record is from RefSeq and is a predicted model, not a curated record. Lineage: Eukaryota; Viridiplantae; Streptophyta; Magnoliopsida; Malvales; Malvaceae. Gene Ontology annotation, biological process: protein dephosphorylation. Gene Ontology annotation, molecular function: protein serine/threonine phosphatase activity; cation binding.